CCGCCAUCUCGACGCGCUGGAGGUAUUUAUUCGCGUGGUCCUCUCUCUUUCAGACUCCAAAGCUCUUCUCCACGAAUCCUCUGAACCAAUUCUUAUACCCCAAGACCCUCACACACACUCGCAAUGGCUGAACCCGAGUUUGAGCAGGCGUACAAGGAGCUCGUCUCCACUCUGGAGAACUCCUCCCUGUUCGAGAAGAACCCCGAAUACAAGAAGGCCCUCGAGGUCGCCGCCAUCCCCGAGCGAGUGAUCCAGUUCCGCGUGAGGUGGGAGAACGACAAGGGCGAGUGCCAGGUGAACAAGGGCUACCGUGUGCAAUUCAACUCUGCCCUCGGCCCCUACAAGGGCGGUCUCCGCUUCCAUCCCACUGUCAAUCUGUCCAUCCUGAAGUUCUUGGGCUUCGAGCAGGUCUUCAAGAAUGCUCUUACCGGCCUCAACAUGGGCGGCGGGAAGGGCGGUGCCGACUUCGACCCAAAGGGCAAGUCUGACAACGAGAUCCGGAAGUUCUGCGUGGCCUUCAUGACGGAGCUCAGCAAGCACAUUGGCGCCGACACUGAUGUCCCGGCUGGUGAUAUAGGUGUCUCGCCCCGCGAGAUCGGCUGGAUGUUCGGUACAUACCGCGCCAUCAGGAACAGGUGGGAGGGUGUCCUCACCGGAAAGGGUGGUUCCUGGGGAGGUAGCUUGAUCCGACCUGAGGCCACCGGAUACGGUCUUGUCUACUAUGUCGAUCACAUGAUCGCCUACGCCUCAGGCGGCAAGGAGUCCUUCAAGGGAAAGACUGUUGCCAUCUCCGGCUCCGGCAACGUCGCCCAAUACGCCGCCUUGAAGGUCAUCGAGCUCGGCGGAACCGUCGUCUCCCUCUCCGACAGCAAGGGCGCCCUCAUCGCCGAGGACGGCAAGAGCUUCAGCCCCGAGGACGUCAACGCCAUUGCCGCCCUCAAGGUCCAGCGCAAGUCACUCACCGAUCUCGAGAGGCACAGCUUCAAGUACCUCGCGGGCGCGCGCCCCUGGACCCACGUCAAGGUGGACAUCGCCCUUCCCUGCGCGACCCAGAACGAGGUCUCGGGCGACGAGGCGAAGGCACUCAUCGAGAGCGGCGCCAAGUUCAUCGCCGAGGGCAGCAACAUGGGCUGCACACAGGAGGCCAUCGACGCGUUCGAGGCACACCGCAAGGAGAAGAAGGGCGAGAGCAUCUGGUAUGCGCCCGGCAAGGCCGCCAACGCCGGUGGCGUGGCCGUCUCGGGCCUCGAGAUGGCGCAGAACAGCGCGCGUCUGUCAUGGACGAGCGAGGAGGUCGACGAGAAGCUCAAGGGCAUCAUGAAGGCGUGCUUCGACAACUGCCUCGAGACCGCGAAGGAGUACAUCACCCCGGCUGAGGGCGAGUUCCCGUCGCUGGUGGCUGGUGCUAACGUGGCUGGGUUCAAGAAGGUGGCGGCGGCCAUGAAAGACCAAGGUGAUUGGUGGUGAUUGCUUUUGUAAAUACCCGAUGCAGGAACUGGACUUUUGACUUCAAAUGGAUUUGGAUUGAGCGA
Molecule: messenger RNA, 1532 nt
Organism: Mytilinidion resinicola
Lineage: Eukaryota; Fungi; Ascomycota; Dothideomycetes; Mytilinidiales; Mytilinidiaceae
Product: glutamate dehydrogenase
Exons: 5
Coding region: 124-1467 (447 amino acids)
Cellular component (GO): cytosol
Molecular function (GO): L-glutamate dehydrogenase (NADP+) activity
Source: RefSeq, a predicted model, not a curated record